UUAUAGAGGUUCUUUGGUAGCAUCUCGUAGCCCUGCUAGCGUUAGCUAGCUUAGCUAUAAGUGUUUAUGAAAUAUUGAUUAGCUAGAUAGACGAGUUUGUAAAAGGAAAACUAGCACAUAGCAGUAUAACCUGGGCGGGUCUGUGUUUUUAACAGUGAAAUUAUUAUUUAUACAGUAGUUUAUUUGGUCAGGCAAGCAUUAUCUUGCUAGCUAAGCUGGGCUAAGGUAAUUUAGUAGCUAGUUAGCCAAGCUAGCGGAGUUAACGUUCGCUAGCUAGCGCAGGUUAGCUAGUUGGGUUCAGUAGCUCGGAGUUUUGGGUUUCUGUGUGAUUUCUCAGCUUCGCAACCCCUGUAGAAUGACUUCGGCUUCCACUAAAGUGGGUGAAAUCUUCUCGGCUGCAGGCGCUGCCUUCAGUAAACUGGGGGAACUGACCAUGCAGCUGCAUCCUGUGGCUGAUUCCUCUCCAGCUGGAGCUAAAUGGACAGAGACUGAAAUUGAAAUGCUGCGGUCGGCUGUAAGGCGUUUUGGAGAUGAUUUAAACAAUAUCAGCUCAGUCAUUAAGGAACGAACAGUUGCUCAGAUUAAGAGCACAGUGAAGCGGAAGCUCUAUGAGGACAACCGUGUUCCCCUCUCAAUAGAGCCCCCUAAAAAAACUGUAAAGAAAACUACCGUGGCGGCAACCGCGUCACCAAUGGCAUCAACCGUUAUUUCCGUUCCAACGUCGCAGGUUGUCGUGACAUCAGGCCUCCAAAGUGCUACAAUCAAGAAAGCAAAAACAGCAGAUGUUACACUCAGCGCACUAAAUGACUCAGAUGUCAAUAGCGACUUGGUGGCUAUUGAAGGACUUGGAGAGGGUUCUACCAAAAGGCCCAACUUUGAUCAGGAGAGUCUCAGUUUGGAUUCCAGUCUCAUAAUGAACUCUGGUGAUUUGCCUCUACUUUCACGAUGAACGUCAUAAAUGGCUUCUUGUCAGGAUGGAUCAAUUCUGCAUGUGGAUGUACAGAUACAUAUUUACUGCUCUUUUAGUGAUGCUCUGAUCUUGUCUGUUUCUGCAAGUUUGUACAGUUUGGGAUUGUUUUCUCUGCUUGGAUUCUCACAAACAUGUUUCACAUGUCAUAUUUUGCUAGUUUGGUAUCGAUUCCUCAUGUUACUAGAUAAGUCCAUUCAAAGUGGAGACAAGGUCUAUGCUUAUUGGCUAGCUCAAUUUAAGCUUAUACAGAAGAUACCAUAGUUUUGUAGUUGUGAUUUUUAUCAUAUUUUUAAAUGUUUAUUUUCUCAGAGAUGUGACUGUGUAUGUAAAUAGUGUGCACAUUUACCACUUAAGCAUAUUACCAUACUAACUGGUCAUGUAAUGAUAAUCUUUUAUCAUGUGAACCUUUUUGGAAAAAGUGGACCCUGAUGUGUAAUUUAGUAUCGAAUAAAGACCCAUUUUUUAAAUACA
Astyanax mexicanus (Mexican tetra) is the source of this 1441-nucleotide messenger RNA. RefSeq names its product chromosome 20 C17orf49 homolog (gene bacc1). Gene Ontology annotation, cellular component: MLL1 complex; NURF complex. Lineage: Eukaryota; Metazoa; Chordata; Actinopteri; Characiformes; Acestrorhamphidae. The record is from RefSeq and is a predicted model, not a curated record. The coding region runs from base 356 to 949 and encodes 197 amino acids. The transcript is spliced from 6 exons.